AUGUUAAUCAAGCACCCCAAUUUUCGAAUGAUCGAUCUUACGGUCGCGACAGGAUUGUGGAUGGUCGAUAAACGGCGUACAUCCUCAUUUUUCGAUGCAUAUUCGCCACUUCCUAACUUCUGAGUUCAAGCCUCAAAGCGACCGUAGAAUUUGUUCUUUGCAUCCACCUUGUCUACAAUGGGAAACAAGCAGUCGAAAGCAGCCAAAGCCGAUGUUGACGAAAUCAACGAACGUACCAUUCGUCGCAAUCCCAUUGUGCAGGCCAUGGAUAAGAAGCACCAAGAAGAACUUCAGAAUUUACAAAAAGCAGCUGAAAAGCGCGCGGAGGCCGACGAAAAUGCCCGUUCUCGCCAGGAAAAGGAACAUCAGAAGAAUCUCAUCGCUCUGCAGUCGCAGUUAGAUCAGGAAGCGGAGGCACGCAGAGUGGCGGAAGAACAGCAUAGAGAGGCCGAACAAAAGCGGAUCAAGGCAGAGCAAGAGGCGGCAGAUCAUGCCAAGCAGGCAGAAAAGGCGCAGAAAGCUAGAGACGACGCUGUACACGCUGCGGAGAAGGCACGGAAAGCAAUGGAAGAAGCUGAGUAUCGAGCGCAGAACGAACGGCGCGCUCGAGAUGAAGCGGAAGUGGAAAGGAAGAACGCAGUCCUCUCAGCGGAAGAAUUCAGGGAUCGCGAACGUUCCGCGAGGGAUGCAGCUUUGAAAGCUGAAGAAGCUAGAGCGAAGUUCGAGAAGCUGGAGGAGAAGGCCCGCCUAACGGGAGAGGAGACCGAGGGUCAAUUACGAACCUUCAAAGCGGAGCGGGAGAAAACAGAGAAGGAGCUCGCUAAGGCUCGCAGGCGGGAAGCCCAGCUAGCUGAACUGCAACCUGUACAUGAGCCCACGCGUGCAGAGCAUGAGCAGACCAAGCGCGACCGACAGUACGUCGAGGGUCGACUGCAUUUUGCUAUUGCUGGUGUGGCAGGGAGCGGGAAAUCCUCGUUGAUCAACGCCUUCCGUGGUGUGAGCAAGGGUACUGCUAGUGCUGCUGCCACGGGCGUCGUUGAAACCACUCGUACCAUUGGUCGAUACGAGGAUCCUCAUCCUGACCGUUCAAAAUUCGUAUGGUUUGAUAUUCCCGGAGCGGGUACCACCAAUGUCAGCAAUUCAGAUUACUUCGUCAAACAAGGGCUAUACAUCUUCGAUGCUAUCAUCGUCCUUUUCGACUCUCGCUUUGUUGAUACAGACAUCACAAUAUUAGAGAAUUGUAAAAGGUUCAAUAUCCCUUCCUUCAUCGUUCGGAGCAAAUCAGACGAACAUAUCAAGGCCAUAGCGGAUGAGAUGAGGGAGGCGCUAGAUGAGGAUGAGAGUGAAGAUGAGGAGGAUGUUCGGUCGAAAGAACGCGAAGCACGCAGAACACGUAUUGAUGCUGAUGCCAAGGAUGAGUACAUUUCUGUCACUCGACGGAACGUUAAAGAGAAUUUGCGGAAGGCUGGGCUUGACGAGGAACAGAGGAUCUAUCUGAUCUCAAGACGGACGUUAUUGAGGAUCGUCCGCGGGAAACAGGUCGCGCCAACGAAACUGAUCGAUGAGUUUGAGCUCAUAAAAGACGUUAUGGCUGCGAUUAAGGAGAGGAGAAUCGAUCCUCCUGUUUUCAAGGCGGAUCCUGCAAAGUCUGGAGCGUAUCUCAACCCGUUCAGUUGGGGAGGCUGGGGUCGAAGGUAAUUGGUUGAGGUAUUACUUCGAUAUUUAUUUCAGUUCUCUAUUUUUUCAGUACCUUAUCCUUUUCUGUUUCAUUGCAACUUGGAUGAGUAUGACAAAUCACUGGUUGUCCCAUUAUCGAGCUUCCAGUUUCACUCAUUCUCUACCAAUGCAAGUGUUUUCGUAAACUUUCAUGAUUUUCAUUGCCUCUAGACAGAAU
Lentinula edodes (shiitake mushroom) is the source of this 1894-nucleotide messenger RNA. Its product is annotated as interferon-inducible GTPase-domain-containing protein. The transcript is spliced from 3 exons. Bases 178 to 1698 code for a protein of 506 amino acids. Lineage: Eukaryota; Fungi; Basidiomycota; Agaricomycetes; Agaricales; Omphalotaceae. The record is from RefSeq and is a predicted model, not a curated record. Gene Ontology annotation, cellular component: membrane. Gene Ontology annotation, molecular function: GTP binding.